AUGGAAAACUCACCCAAAAAAAACACCCAACUAUUCUUCUCAAAAUCUGAAAGACCCACGAACAGGACUCCUUUUAAAUCAGAGUCAUCUGUUUCAGAAGGAAAACAACCUUGUUGUGGAGAAUUAAAGGUAUUUCUCUGUGCAUUAUCUUUUGUUUAUUUUGCCAAAGCCUUGUCAGAAGGUUAUCUGAAGAGCACAAUCACUCAGAUAGAAAGACGAUUUGAAAUCCCUAGUUCUCUGGUUGGAGUUAUUGAUGGGAGCUUUGAAAUUGGGAAUCUUUUAGUUAUAACCUUUGUUAGCUACUUUGGAGCUAAACUUCAUAGGCCGAAGAUAAUUGGAACAGGAUGCCUAAUUAUGGGAGUUGGAACUUUGCUUAUUGCAAUGCCUCACUUCUUCAUGGGACAUUACAGGUAUGACAAAUUUUCUCCUUCCAAUUCCACCAUCACCAUUUCUCCAUGCUUACAGGACCUCAACAAAAAAAUUUCAUUUUCAGUUAUGGAAAGAUCUCAAUCAAAAGAAAAUACAGGAUGUGAAACAGAAACUCGAACUUCCACGUGGGUUUAUGUUUUUCUGGGAAACCUCCUCCGUGGAAUAGGAGAAACUCCCAUUCAGCCUCUGGGGAUUACCUACAUUGAUGACCACGCCAGUGAGGACAAUGCUGCAUUCUAUAUUGGGUGUGUGCAGACGGUUGCAAUUAUUGGGCCAAUAUUUGGAUUUCUUUUAGGCUCUCUAUGUGCCAAACUAUAUGUUGACAUUGGCUUUGUAAACCUAGAUAACCUAGCCAUUACUCCAAAGGACACACAAUGGGUAGGUGCCUGGUGGCUAGGUUAUUUAAUAGCUGGUGCCCUAAGUCUUAUUGCAGCUGUGCCUUUCUGGUUCUUGCCAAAGAGUCUCAUGAAACCUGAAAGCAGGAAAGAUUCCAUUUCCUCUUCUGAAAAAUCAAAGUUUAUUGUUCAAAAUCCUCAGGAAUAUCACACACACUCUCAAGAGAAAGUGACAAUGCUAGAAAUGGCAAGAGAUUUUCUGCCUUCUCUGAAGAGGCUUUUUGGAAAUCCAGUGUAUUUUUUAUACUUGUGUGCAAGCACUGUUCAGUUUAAUUCUUUAUUUGGAAUGGUCACAUAUAAACCCAAGUAUAUUGAACAACAGUAUGGACAAUCAUCCUCGAAGACAAAUUUUGUUAUAGGGCUCAUCAACAUUCCAGCAGUAGCCUUUGGAAUAUUCUCUGGGGGACUAGUUAUGAAAAAAUUCAGGAUCAGUGUGUUUGGAGCUUCAAAACUCUAUCUGGGAUCUUCAUUCUUUGGUUACCUUCUAUUGCUUUCCCUGUUUGCAAUGGGCUGUGAUAAUUCUGAUGUGGCUGGCCUAACUAUCUCCUACCAAGGAACCAGACAAGUCUCUUAUUAUGAACGAGCUCUCUUUUCAAAGUGCAAUUCAGGAUGUACAUGUUCAAAGACAGAAUGGGAUCCUAUAUGUGGAGAAAAUGGAAUCACCUAUGUAUCUGCUUGUCUUGCUGGUUGCCAAACUUCCACUGGAAGUGGGAAAAACACUAUAUUUUACAAUUGCACCUGUGUAGGAGUCACAGAGUCUAAAUCAGGAAAUUCCUCAGGAAUGGUGGGCAGAUGUCAAAAAGGAAAUGAAUGUUCAAAAAUGUUUCUAUAUUUCCUGAUAAUAUCAGUCAUCACUUCCUAUACUUUAUCUGUAGGUGGCACACCUGGGUAUAUAUUGCUUCUGAGGUCUAUUAAGCCACAUUUUAAAUCUUUUGCCCUGGGAAUCUACACUUUAGCAAUAAGAGUCUUUGCAGGAAUUCCAGCUCCAAUAUACUUUGGAGUGUUGAUAGACACAACAUGUCUUAAAUGGGGAAUUAAAAGAUGUGGAUACCGAGGAGCCUGCAGAUUAUAUGACUCUUAUGCCUUUAGAUACAUAUAUCUGGGCUUAACCGUGUUACUUGGCACCGUGUCCAUUUUCCUGAGUGUUGCAAUGCUUUUUGUUUUAAAGAGGAGGUCUGUUUCUAAAGAUGGAAACCUUGCAAACAAUAAAGAAGAUGCAAUGGAAUCUACAAGUAGCAAAAAAGAGCACCAUACUAACAAUGACCAUAUUUUUGAGACUCUCUAUUGGCCAGGCAAGGAAACAGAGCUUUAG
Messenger RNA from Vombatus ursinus (common wombat), 2136 nucleotides. RefSeq names its product solute carrier organic anion transporter family member 1C1-like. The transcript is spliced from 14 exons. The record is from RefSeq and is a predicted model, not a curated record. Gene Ontology annotation, cellular component: membrane. Lineage: Eukaryota; Metazoa; Chordata; Mammalia; Diprotodontia; Vombatidae. Gene Ontology annotation, molecular function: protein binding; bile acid transmembrane transporter activity. Gene Ontology annotation, biological process: bile acid and bile salt transport; sodium-independent organic anion transport; transmembrane transport. The coding region runs from base 1 to 2136 and encodes 711 amino acids.